Synchiropus splendidus (mandarinfish) is the source of this 821-nucleotide messenger RNA. RefSeq names its product apolipoprotein Da, duplicate 1 (gene apoda.1). NCBI's taxonomy places the organism in Eukaryota, Metazoa, Chordata, Actinopteri, Syngnathiformes, Callionymidae. Gene Ontology annotation, biological process: lipid transport; tissue regeneration; brain development. The record is from RefSeq and is a predicted model, not a curated record. Gene Ontology annotation, molecular function: lipid binding. The transcript has 5 exons. The coding region runs from base 127 to 684 and encodes 185 amino acids.
GACAAAGACUGCAUUGACGGAGGCGACUCGCACAAGUGGAAGACCUCGCAGAGCAGAAGGUCUCAGAAUUGAGCAGCCGUGGAGAGCCGUGCUCCUGGAGUCAGAGCUUCAGCGUCUCACGUCACGAUGAAGCUGUCGCUGCUUUUGGCCGCCUUCUUCCUGCCUCUCAUGAGGGCUCAAGUUCCCCACUGGGGUCCGUGUCCGGAGCCGACGGUCCAGACUGCCUUCAAUCUGAGACAGUUCAUGGGCCGCUGGUUCGAAGUGGCCAAACUUCCUGCUCAGUUUGAGAAAGGUCGCUGCAUCGAGACCAACUUCACGCUGCGCACCGACACCUCCUUUACCGCGGUCAGCUCCGAGCUCUUGAAGGGCGAGCUGAGGAAAAUAGAAGGCGUCGGAGUGGUGGAGGACCCCAAGAACCCGGCCAAACUGGGGAUCAGCUUCUCCUACGUGCUGCCCUACUCCCCCUACUGGGUCCUGUCCACGGACUACGUCAACUCGGCUCUGGUCUACUCCUGCACCGACAUCCUGCGCCUCUUCCACGUGGACUUCGCCUGGAUCCUGAGCCGAAGCCGGACCCUGCCGGAGUCCACCAUCCAGAAGUCCCUGGAGGUCUUCUCCAACAACAACAUCGACGUCACCCGCAUGGUGACGAGCAAGCAGCAGGGGUGCGACAAGACGCUCUGAGCGCCGUGCAGUGACCAGGGCCGGCCACACGAUGGCGCUGACGCAGACAGUAGAGCAGUCUCUGGCGUGGCAAUGGCGCUGUUGUGCGUGAAAGAUCAAGCGGAAGCUGAGGACACGCGGCUUCUCAUUAGCGCCAA